Sus scrofa (pig) is the source of this 1994-nucleotide messenger RNA. Lineage: Eukaryota; Metazoa; Chordata; Mammalia; Artiodactyla; Suidae. The record is from RefSeq and is a predicted model, not a curated record.
AUGGUCGGUCAGGGCAGUGGUGUGUGGGGCCUGAUUCUGUCAGACCUCACCCUUCAGUGCUCCAGGCCUCCCAGCCCAUCCUCACUCUGCUUCCAUCAGAACCUGCACCCACUUCCCCUAACACCCCAGUGCCUUGGAGAGCAACUGGUGGGCUUCACCUGUAUCUUAUAUGCCUUUCUGAGAAUCUCCAUACUCUACACACCUGGACCAGACCCCGACCAGGCUCUGGACCAGACUCACUGGCUUUCCUCCAUGAUGUUCAAAGACAUUUCCUUUGUUGGUGGUAUUACUGCCUUACACUACAUCCAGAUUGUUCUUCAGAAUAUCCCCCAAAGCCUUGCCUUUUUCUGCUUCUCUGUAUGUGUCUCAACUGCUGUCUUCUUCCAAGAUUUUCCUUCCUCCUCUCUAUGCAUCCAGAGUUUAGUUUGCAGUAUUGCAAAGUCAAGAAUGGACAGAAAGCAUGGAAAAUAUGUGGUGAAUAUUGAACACUCAGAAAACCCAGCAUCAAUCAUGUGUUCAAAUGACCAAGAGGCUCACAGCUCUGCAUGCUGGCGUCCACCUUCAAAUAACAUAACCAGUGAUGUCUCUUCCAACUUAAGUGGGGUCUGUGUGAACCCAGGAGUCCUUACACAAUCAAGAUACCCACACACAGACCUAUCCCACAUACAGGUGAAAGAAAAUUGCUGCAGUAACUCAUCUCUGUGGAAAGCCUUUUUGGCUUGUCUCUUAGCCUGUGUGAUAACAACAGCAAUUGGUGUUCUCAUAAUAUGCCUGGUGAAUAAUAGGGGGAAUGACAAUUCUUCCAUUUUUAUCCAGCUCUUCCCCAAAAAUGGGGAGCCUAUAGUUAUCAUUCCUGGGGCUACCUCUACUACUUCUCAACCUACAGUGACCCCCAGUUCAACUGAACUGACGACUGCAACCACUUCAACAGAAUCUACCAGUGCCCUGUCCACUGAAAGUACAAUCACAACAGCCACAAGCAUGGCUUCAACAGAACCUACAACCACAACCAUCACUUCAGCAGAACCUACAACCACAGCAUCCACAACCAUCACUUCAGCAGGAUCUAUCACCACAACAGCCACAACCAUCACUUCAGCAGAACCUACAACCACAGCAGCCACAACCAUGACUGCAGCAGAUUCUACAGCCUCCACCACUUCAAAUGAACUUUCAACAACAGCCACCAUUACAACUUCAAGUGAAACCACAGCUGUCCCCACUUCACUAGAAUCUUCAACUGUUGCAACUUUAGCACGGGAUUUUUUUUAGAGCUUAAUCUUAGCUGACACCAGAACAAUCACCACUUUCUCCAUCUCUUUGACUGAACUCACAACUACAUUCACUUCAACUGGAUCUAUAACCACAACCACUACCACUUAAUCUACAACUACUGUAACUUCUAUUUAGCCUACCAAGAUAAUGAUCAUCACUCUCCAACAAUAUGUAAUAUCCACCUAUUCAUCCGAACCUGUAACAGAUGACACCAUUCUAAUGAAACUACCUGCAGUCAUCAAAAUGUUUUCUUCUGUGGCAAGUUAACCUUUGGUUAUUUUUCACUACAACUAUCUUCCCUUGCUGGCUCCUUCCACAAAUUGUAGCUACCUCUUCAACAGCUGAGUCUAUAUCUAUACACUUCCAUUGCUACCUUAUAUUUAUAGCAGGUACCCUAAUGCCAUUUGAAGAACAACAAUUUAGACAGUAAAAAAUGGAAAAAUGAAUUUUCAUCACAUCAACACUUAGGACUUCUAAAAGUAUUAAACUUUUUAUUUUUAAAGAACUGCACAUUUAUGCUAUAAGAAGCUUCUAUUUCUAUAGUUCAAAGUAAUAUAAUUUUAUACAGAAAAGUAACCCAAUUUGUUCAUUUAGAAUGUCUUUAAAAACUUUAUGAAAAACUCUUAAAGUAGCCUUUUAGAUUUUAAUAUGUAUGGAUUCAGCUCAGAACAUUGCAUUCCCCUUUAGACAAAUUACACAUAUAAAAAGCAAACUUUAUA